GGGAAAUGUCAAUCUCUUAAACUUUCUUCUAAAAUAAUGCAAAUUUUAUAAAUUAAUUCCUUGUUAAUUAUAUUCGUGCGUGAUGCGGCUGUGUGCGUUCCUGUUAUUGCCGCUGGCUCUGGGCGCCGCGGCCUGGGACGAUGGCGAUUUAGAAGUAUUCGACGUGGUUGAAGAAGUGAAUCAGAAUUUCUACGAGUUGCUCGGAGUUACACAGGAAGCUACACCAUCUGAAAUUAAGUCAGCAUUCAAAAAGUUGACACUCAAACUGCAUCCAGACAAGAAUGAUGCUCCGGACGCGGAUGUCCAGUUCAGGAACCUGGUGUCCGUGCACAAUGUACUCAAGGACCCUGGAAAGAGAGAAAAGUAUAACGAGGUGCUCAAGAAUGGUCUGCCCAACUGGCGUUCAGCGAUAUACUAUUACCGCCACGUCCGUAAGAUGGGUCUGGCCGAGGGCUCAUUCAUCCUGUUCAUUAUCAUCACCUUUGGGCAGUACGCUGUUGGCUGGGCUGCUUAUGCUGAGAAAAGAUUCACUGCGGAGCAAAUCCUAAACAGCAGAGGCAAGAAACACUCAAAGAAAUCCGGUUUCGACACCGGCCUGGCUGAGAUCCUGGACCAACUUCCCAAACCCAGCAUCAAGGACACCCUGCCCUUCCAAAUACCGAGGCUGAUAUGGUGGAGCAUAGUGGGCAUACCGCGAGGCAUCAUGGAGCUGAGGAGGCAGAUGAAUGAACGGGAGGAAGAGGCUAAGAGGCAGAAAAAGAGAGAAGUGGAAGAAAAAGCCCGAGCGGAGCGAGAAGCGGCCGCCAUGGAGGAGGCCAAGGCUAAGGGCGCGCGCAAACGGCGCGGCUUCGUGCCCCCGGAACGGGAGUGCCUUUUAGACCCCGUGGCGGCUGAAGACGAGACCCCUGUGCCGGUACCGGCUAAACCGACGCCAGUGAUAACCGGCGGUCUCUGGACAGAUGACGACCUGGCCGAGCUGAUAAGACUAGUAAAGAAGCACCCCGGGGGCUCCGCUUCCCGCUGGGAGUCCAUCGCGGACGCCCUGCGGCGCUCCGUGCCCGAGGUCACGCACAUGGCCGCCAAGCUCAAGGACAACUGCUACAAGAUACCGGGCCAAGAACCCGAGCCGGUGCCAGAAGUGCCCAAGAAGGUGAAGACACGUAAAACAGAAGAGGUGAGCAGCGGCAACUGGUCGCAGCAGCAGCAGAAGGCGUUAGAGGCAGCUCUGGCCAAGCACCCUAAGGGCGGCGCUGGCGACCGCUGGCAGAAGAUAGCAGCCGCCGUGCCUGACAAGACCAAGGAGGAAUGCAUGCAGCGGUGUAAAUAUCUAUCAGAAACGCUAAGAAAGCAGAAACAGAAAGAAGAAGAGGAUAGACUAAGAGAGGAGAACGGAGAACAGAGCGCCGAAGAAGGACAGAACGAGGAGUCAUAACGAAUUAGCUUUUGGAAAUUGAUCUCUUUACCAUUGACUUAAGUGUCAUUAUGGAGCGGCAGGAUUUUAAUCCAAUAAUAGGACAGCAAUAAUAGUUUGUUGAAUUGUUAAUUGCCGUUGUUAGGAUGUGUUAUUUUAGGUACUUGCAAUAAUGUUAUACAUAUAACAAAACCACCUGACUUAUAAAAAUAAUUCCCCAA
Messenger RNA from Cydia amplana, 1632 nucleotides. RefSeq lists its product as uncharacterized. Lineage: Eukaryota; Metazoa; Arthropoda; Insecta; Lepidoptera; Tortricidae. The record is from RefSeq and is a predicted model, not a curated record. The transcript is spliced from 8 exons. The coding region runs from base 83 to 1432 and encodes 449 amino acids. Gene Ontology annotation, cellular component: endomembrane system.